AAAAAUAAAAGAGAUUUUUCCAAAUUUGCGUGCUCAAGUCUCUAAGCCCACGGGCCCACAAUUUACUCUCCACGUCAAGUCAUCGCCCUUUCAGUUUCUGAGCAACAUAACAGUUGCAGCAGUAAUACCAGCAGCCAGUAAGCAAAGCAAAGCAACAGACAGAAAAUGGAAAUGAGAAAGCAACUCAAAACGACACCGUAAAAGAAAACCACAACAAGAAGAAUUCGAAGAAGAAGAAGAAGAAUUCGAAGAAGAAGAAGAUGAUGAUGAGGAACAACAACAAAGUCGUCAACAACGUGAGGCGAAGUCCUCUGGCCACGCGCGGGGGAAGUAGUGUGCCGCACGCGCCGCCGCCGCCGCAGCCGCCAAUGGGAGAUGUGUACAAUAUAAUCCCAAUCCAUGACCUCCUGACGGACCACCCGUCGCUGCGGUACCCGGAGGUACGCGCUGCCUCCGCCGCUUUGCGGACCGUCGGCGACCUCCGGAAGCCGCCGUUCGUGGAGUGGAGGCAUGGCUACGACCUCCUGGACUGGCUCGGCCUCUUAUUCGGCUUCCAAAACGACAACGUUCGCAACCAGAGGGAGCAUCUCGUCCUCCACCUCGCCAACUCCCAAAUGCGCCUCCAGCCCUCGCCGGCGACCCCCGACGAACUCCAGCCCUCCGUCCUCCGCCGAUUCCGCCGCAAAAUCCUCCAAAACUACACUCUUUGGUGCUCCUACCUCGGCCGGAAGUCCAAUGUCCGCCUCUCCAGUCGCCGCGACAGCGGUGAUGUCCGGCGCGAGCUGCUCUACGUCGCGCUCUACCUUCUAAUUUGGGGCGAGGCCGGGAAUCUGAGGUUCGUUCCUGAAUGUAUUUGCUAUAUCUACCACCAUAUGGCGAUGGAGCUCAACUACGUCCUCGACGAGCAGUACAUCGACCGGGACACGGGCAGGCCCUUCCUGCCUUCGAUUUCCGGCGAGUGCGCGUUCCUGAAGAGCGUGGUGAUGCCGAUUUACCAGACGAUUAGCAUGGAGGUCGAGAGCAGCCGGAACGGCAAGGCGCCUCACUCGGCGUGGCGGAACUACGACGAUAUUAACGAGUAUUUCUGGAGUCGGAGGUGCUUCUCCAGGCUGAAAUGGCCGUUGGAUUUUACCAGCAACUUCUUCGCCACCACCCCGAAGAACAGGCGGGUCGGGAAGACCGGGUUCGUGGAGCAGAGAUCGUUUUGGAAUGUGUUCAGGAAUUUUGAUAAGCUUUGGACUAUGUUGUUACUGUUUUUGCAGGCUAUGAUCAUCGUUGCUUGGCCGGAAAAGGAGUUUCCAUGGAAGGCAUUGGAGAGCAGGGACGUGCAGGUGGAGCUGCUCACGGUGUUCAUCACCUGGAGCGGCCUCCGGCUUCUCCAAUCGGUGCUCGACGCAGGGACUCAGUACAGCUUGGUUUCGAGGGAGACAAUGUGGCUUGGUGUUAGGAUGGUGCUGAAAAGCUUGGUUGCCUUGACAUGGACUAUUGUGUUUUCGGUGUUCUACGGGAGGAUUUGGACUCAGAAGAAUUCCGAUUCGGGGUGGUCUGAUGAAGCCAAUAAGAGGAUAAUCACUUUUCUUGAGGUUGCUUUUGUUUUUGUAACUCCAGAAUUGCUUGCAUUGGUUCUCUUUGUGGUUCCUUGGAUUAGAAACUUGAUUGAAGAGUUGAAUUGGAGGAUAGUUUCAUGGUUGACAUGGUGGUUCUAUACCCGGAUUUUCGUCGGGCGUGGCUUGAGGGAAGGGCUUGUUGAUAACAUCAAGUACACGGUUUUCUGGAUAAUGGUGUUGGCUUCAAAGUUUACAUUUAGUUAUUUCCUGCAAAUCAAGCCUCUUGUUGCCCCAACAAAGGAUCUUGUGAAGCUUAAAGGCCGAUACAAUUGGCACGAGUUCUUUGGUACUACUAACGAGAUAGCGAUUGUGUUGCUGUGGCUUCCUGUUGUGUUGAUUUAUCUGAUGGAUUUGCAAAUAUGGUAUGCCAUAUUCUCUUCCAUGGCUGGUGGGAUAAUUGGGCUUUUUUCCCAUCUGGGUGAGAUUCGAAAUAUCGGACAGCUUAGGCUCAGGUUUCAGUUCUUUGCUAGUGCUAUGCAAUUCAAUCUCAUGCCUGAAGAGCAGGUACAGCGUUCCGACAUGUCAAUGGUGAAGAAGCUCCGUGAUGCCAUCCAUAGAUUGAAGCUGAGAUAUGGACUUGGCCAAGCCCACAAAAAGAUCGAGUCGAGCCAAGUUGAAGCCACCAGGUUUGCAUUGAUAUGGAAUGAGAUUGUGAUAACUUUUAGGGAAGAAGAUUUAAUUAGUGAUAGGGAACAGGAGCUGUUGGAAUUGCCGCCGAAUGAUUGGGGUAUUAGAGUUAUUCGUUGGCCUAUUUUCCUGCUAUGCAAUGAGUUAUUGCUUGCUCUUAGUCAGGCAAAGGAGCUGGCAGAUGAGCCUGACUGGUCGCUUUGGUUUAAGAUAUGCAAGAAUGAAUAUCGGCGCUGCACCGUCAUUGAAGCUUAUGAUAGCAUCAAGGCUUUGCUAUUCAAGGUUGUUAGGUAUGGCAGUGAAGAGUACUUGAUCAUUACGAAUUUUUUCAAAGAGAUAGAUGACUGCAUUCAGAGAGGAAAGAUCACGGCGGAGUACAAGAUGUCUUCACUUGAAAAAAUUCAUGCCAAGUUGAUUUCACUUAUUGAGCUGUUGCUGCAACCAAAGAGAGAUAUAAAUAGGGCAGUGAAUUUGUGGCAAGCCUUGUAUGAGCUUUCGGUUCGAGAAUUACCAAAGGUGAAGAGGUCCAUUGAACAGUUGAGGCGGGAAGGGUUGGCUAGUGUCGCUACGGAAAAUGAUGCAGGUUUGCUGUUUGAAAAUGCUGUUGAGUUUCCUGCGGCUGAUGAUGCAGAUUUCUACAAGCAGCUACGGCGCGUCCAUACAAUACUCACUUCCAGAGACUCCAUGUACAAUGUCCCAAGUAACAUUGAAGCAAGAAGGCGCAUUGCUUUCUUCAGCAAUUCUCUUUUCAUGAACAUGCCCCGCGCUCCGGUUGUUGAGAAAAUGAUGGCUUUCAGCAUUCUGACGCCUUACUAUGAUGAGGAUGUAAUAUUCAAACUAGAAGCGCUUCGGACAGACAAUGAAGACGGCGUUUCCACGUUGUUUUAUCUGCAGAAGAUUUAUGAAGAUGAGUGGAAGAACUUCAUGGAGCGAAUGCGCAGAGAGGGCCUGGAGGAUGACAAUGAUAUAUGGGAUGCAAAGCCAAGAGAGCUCCGACUCUGGGCAUCGUAUAGAGGCCAGACGCUUUCUCGCACUGUUAGAGGAAUGAUGUACUAUUAUAGGGCCCUUAAGAUGCUUGCCUUUCUUGAUGAUGCGUCUGAGAUGGACGUAAGAGAUGGGUCGCAUCAAAUUGCCUCUCAUGGUUCAUCAAAGCAAAAUAGAGGUUUGGAUGGUCUACAGCCACCUUCACGGAAACUCAGCAGAGCCGUUACUGGUGUAAGUCUUUUGUUUAAGGGGCAUGAGUAUGGGAGGGCUCUAAUGAAAUUCACAUAUGUGGUUACAUGCCAACAGUAUGGCCAACACAAGGCAAAGAGAGAUUCCCGGGCUGAGGAGAUCUCAUACUUGAUGAAAACCAACGAGGCUCUUCGAGUUGCUUAUGUUGAUCAGGUUAACUUGGGUAGGGAUGAAGUUGAGUAUUACUCUGUUCUCGUGAAGUAUGAUCAGCAGCUGGGAAGGGAAGUAGAGAUUUAUCGGAUCAGGUUGCCUGGUCCCUUGAAGGUUGGUGAAGGCAAACCAGAAAAUCAGAACCAUGCUCUAAUCUUCACUCGGGGUGAUGCACUCCAAACCAUUGACAUGAACCAAGACAACUAUUUUGAGGAGGCGCUCAAGAUGCGGAACUUGUUGGAGGAAUUUAAGGCCAAUUAUGGUCUUAGAAAGCCAACCAUUUUGGGUGUCCGUGAGAACGUCUUCACAGGUUCUGUGUCCUCACUUGCGUGGUUCAUGUCUGCCCAGGAAAUGAGUUUUGUGACCUUGGGCCAGCGUGUUCUGGCAAACCCUUUAAAGGUGAGAAUGCAUUAUGGUCAUCCAGACGUGUUUGAUAGAUUCUGGUUCUUGCCUCGUGGUGGUAUUAGCAAAGCUUCUAGAGUAAUCAAUAUCAGCGAGGAUAUAUAUGCCGGCUUCAAUUGCACCCUUCGAAGGGGCAAUGUGACACACCAUGAAUAUAUACAGGUGGGCAAGGGGAGAGAUGUUGGGAUGAAUCAGAUCUCAAUGUUUGAAGCUAAGGUUGCAAGUGGGAACGGCGAGCAGGUCUUGAGCAGAGAUGUGUACCGGUUGGGUCAUAGACUAGAUUUCUUUCGAAUGCUUUCAUUUUUCUACGCUACUGUAGGGUUCUAUUUCAACACAAUGAUGGUGAUACUGACUGUGUAUACUUUUUUGUGGGGCCGCCUUUAUCUUGCUCUUAGCGGGGUCGAGAAUGUAGCUAGUCAGAAUUCCAGCAACAAUAAAGCCCUUGGCUCAGUCUUGAACCAGCAGUUUAUUAUACAGAUCGGUCUAUUCACUGCCCUCCCAAUGAUUGUUGAGAACUCCCUUGAACAUGGCUUCCUUCCAGCAGUUUGGGAUUUCCUGACAAUGCAGGCACAGCUUGCAUCGCUUUUCUACACAUUUUCCAUGGGAACUCGCACCCAUUUCUUUGGCCGGACUAUUCUUCACGGGGGUGCAAAAUACCGGGCAACUGGACGUGGUUUUGUGGUGCAGCACAGGAGUUUCGCGGAGAACUAUCGACUUUAUGCUCGAAGCCAUUUUGUCAAGGCCAUCGAGCUUGGGGUUAUUUUGACCGUGUAUGCCUCGCAUAGCCCCAAGGCUCGCAAUACUUUUGUUUACAUUCUCCUGAAUAUCUCCAGCUGGUUCCUUGUAGUGUCUUGGGUACUGGCUCCUUUCGUGUUCAACCCUUCUGGAUUUGAUUGGCUGAAAACAGUAGACGACUUUGAAAAUUUCAUGAAUUGGCUAUGGUAUACUGGCGGGGGGUUUACAACCGCUGAUCAGAGCUGGGAAAAAUGGUGGUAUGAAGAGCAAGAUCACCUGAGAACAACUGGUCUUUGGGGAAAACUUUUGGAGAUUAUCUUAGAUCUUCGUUUCUUCUUCUUCCAGUAUGGUGUUGUGUAUCAGCUAGGCAUUGCUGAUAGUAACACCAGUAUAGUUGUUUAUUUGCUGUCUUGGAUAUUCAUGGUUGUGGCUGUUGGAAUUUAUAUGAUCGUAUCAUUUGCCCGUGACAAAUAUGGUGUAAGGGAGCAUAUAAAGUACCGGCUUGUUCAGCUUCUUGUCAUUAUGGUUUUAGUACUUGUGGUGGUUCUGUUUCUGAAGUUCACUAAGUUCAAAUUUCUUGAUAUCGCCACGAGUAUGUUGGCGUUCAUCCCCACAGGGUGGGGCAUCAUAUUAAUAGCGCAAGUUCUUAGACCAUUUUUGCAGUCUACGAUGGUGUGGGAGACGGUGGUUUCGGUGGCUCGGUUGUAUGACAUGCUGUUUGGAAUUAUUGUCAUGGCUCCUAUGGCAUUGCUUUCAUGGUUACCUGGAUUUCAGGCAAUGCAGACCAGGAUCUUAUUUAAUGAAGCAUUUAGCAGGGGACUUCAGAUUUCACGUAUUAUUACGGGCAAAAAGUCCAACUGAGAUGCAAGUAGAGGGAGUGGAAUUCAUUUUAGAAGACUUAGUAGAUGGGCCAAAUUCCAAUGACCAAAGAAGCAUUUUGUAUGUAAUUGCUGUUGCAGCUGAAGUUUGAUAUCUGGUUUUCACUUCAUCAUCAAUUUCAUUGCCCUUAUUUGGCUGUUCAUACUUCAAUUCCCUCUAGAGAUAUUGUUGUACAACUGGGUACUGACAUUGACAGAAAUAGGCAUGAGGUGUGGAGCAUGUUGUUUUUGAUAGCCGUCUUCUGGUCGUGUAAAUAUUGUCCAUAUCUCAAGGUAGCUUCUAGGCUUCUCAAAAUCAUUUAUUGACUACUAUAAUCUCUUGUUGUUCUCUUCAUUCGUUGUAAGCUGUUAGCUAGUUACUACUGAUACACAAUCAGAUAGCACAGAUGUUUAUUCUGUGCAGUUUUAUGAAGAGAAAAUUUUGUUGUUCCCUUUCACAGAUUUAAGAUUCCAUUUCAGUUUGUGCCUCAAAAUUCUCAUGUUCCACAACCAUUUGCACUAAUUUUGUGAAAAAGAAUAUUGUAAUGAAGAUCAUAAUGAUGUUGGUAAGAUUCAAGUAUCAUAUUAUAG
Morus notabilis is the source of this 6202-nucleotide messenger RNA. RefSeq names its product callose synthase 11. Gene Ontology annotation, molecular function: 1,3-beta-D-glucan synthase activity. Gene Ontology annotation, cellular component: plasma membrane; 1,3-beta-D-glucan synthase complex. NCBI's taxonomy places the organism in Eukaryota, Viridiplantae, Streptophyta, Magnoliopsida, Rosales, Moraceae. Gene Ontology annotation, biological process: (1->3)-beta-D-glucan biosynthetic process. The transcript is spliced from 2 exons. The coding region runs from base 261 to 5615 and encodes 1784 amino acids. The record is from RefSeq and is a predicted model, not a curated record.